Spea bombifrons (plains spadefoot toad) is the source of this 2284-nucleotide messenger RNA. It is a transcript of the gene VASP, whose product is annotated as vasodilator stimulated phosphoprotein. Gene Ontology annotation, molecular function: profilin binding; SH3 domain binding; actin binding. The record is from RefSeq and is a predicted model, not a curated record. Gene Ontology annotation, cellular component: cytoskeleton. Bases 468 to 1595 code for a protein of 375 amino acids. Gene Ontology annotation, biological process: protein homotetramerization; positive regulation of actin filament polymerization; neural tube closure. NCBI's taxonomy places the organism in Eukaryota, Metazoa, Chordata, Amphibia, Anura, Pelobatidae. The transcript has 12 exons.
GAUAUCACCACUGAGAGUGGAUUGCCCUUUUAAGAUGGGCUGUGGCUUGUCGCCCUUUUAAGAGAAGGCAGAACCCAGGACAGAGGAAGUGAUAGAAUGUAACAGGGAGGAAAGAAAGAAAGAAAGAGACACGGAGGGGAAGAUAAAGGAAGGAAGGGAGAGAGCAGACGGCCGAUAGAGGGGCAAGGAGGCUUUUACUUCCAAUACAGGGUGGGGCAGUAAGACUGUGCAGUGGAGGCUUCUUACUACUAUGUUGGAGUAGUCCAGGUAGGGUGUGGGGGGCCAAAGGGAAGAGAUCUAGAGUUGGAGGGGUGAGGAGUAAACAGGAAAGAUUACCAGAGGGAGGUGGGGGACUGGGAGGCAGGUGAGGGCAGCUGCUGGGGUAGGUGAGGGCAGCUCUGGGGUAGGUGGGGGCAGAAGGUGAGGGCACAUUCCUUCCUGCAGGAGGCACACACAGAGCGCACACCAUGAGUGAGACUCCCGUGGUCACGGCUCGCGCCAACGUAAUGGUCUACGACGAUGCCAAUAAGAAAUGGAUUGCUGCUGGGACCGGCGCUCAGGGACCCAGCCGUGUGCAGAUCUUCCACAACCCGACAUCACAGGCCUACCGUGUAGUAGGCAGAAAGAUGCAAGAUCAACAGGUGGUUAUAAACUGCCCCCUGGUAAGAGGGUUGAAGUACAAUCAGGCCACCCCUAACUUCCACCAGUGGAGGGAUUCCCGGCAGGUGUGGGGCUUGAACUUUGCCAGUAAAGAUGAGGCCAUGCAGUUUGCUGCAGGAAUAUUGCAGGCCUUGGAAGCGCUGGAGACAGGGUCCAGCAACUGGCCUCAGCAGAAUGGGCCCCGAGUGGAGGAGCCCGAGCAGCCCAGGAGGAUGCAGAUGGAACCGGAACAGAAAAUGCAGAGUCCAGUGGCUCCAGUGAUCCCAGCAGCUGGUCCGCCUGCCCCACCAGGACCACCUCCACCACCAGGGCCGCCACCACCGCCAGGAGGCCCACCUGCACCUCCGGCUCCCCCAGGGGCUGGUCCCCCAGGGGCUGGUCCCCCACCGGCUCCCCCUCUCCCAUCUGGAGGAGGCGGUGGUGGUGGUGGAGCAGGUGGAGGGCUUGCUGCGGCUCUUGCAGCAGCCAAACUAAGAAAGGUGUCAAAGGAUGAAGCAAGUAGCGGACCCUCGCCAGUUACCGGGGGCCCACCUAAGCCGGACAUCAGCCGCACCAGUGGGGGAGCAUCAGUAGGAGGAGGCGGCGGCGGCGGCGGACUGAUGGAGGAGAUGAAUGCAAAGCUGGCACGCAGGUUGAAGAUGACGCAGCAGAGCGAGCGUCCGGCCCCCACGGCCACGCAAGAUGACAAUGACAUUCAGGGAGGGAGGAAUCAAGGGGAACCCACCCGCCGUCCCUGGGACCGAGGAAGUACCACGUUACCAAGGAUGAAGUCCACUGUCAGCAGUACAGAGGUGGCCCCAAGUCCCGAGGACACGGACUCCAUGGAGAAAAUUAAACAGGAACUUCUGGAGGAAAUGAGGCGAGAGCUUCAAAAAGUGAAAGAGGAAAUUAUUGAAGCGUUCACACAGGAGCUACGCAGACGGGGCGCACCAUGAACUCGGCCGCCUUUCCCCCCCGGUAUCUCAGGCUCCACCAACAGUGCUCUACAGGGGCCCAGCGAUCAUUCCUCUGCUGUGCGGGGGUCCCCAAUUAGGAGAGGGUAGCAGCCCCCACCCUCUGUACACAGCCUCCGCUGCAAAUCUGAAUCCUGUACUAAUCACCGCAUCCCAUACUAAUUAUAUGACUCCAUGUACACACACAAUCUUAUUCUAAUCAAUGCUUUCCAGACAUUCAGUACUAAUCUCUCCGCCUGCCCUCCCCCCCCUCACACUCUGCAGUGUGGCUCUAAACGGGUUAGCAGAGGCUGAAAGCUUCGGCCAGCAGGAUUAUUUUUUAAGGGAUAAUUAACGGGUUUCUUUCUUUUUUAUUAGUUUUUUUUUUGUAUAAAAUUUACAUUGUAUCAGAUGUACUGCCACCCAGCUACAGCAUAGCUUCGCUCUUCGGGGGUGGAACCGGUGAAGGGUUAUAGUCUUGUAUUUUAUAUAUAGUUAGGAUCACACACUGGAUAAAGGGAGAACGGUUUGGGGUGUUUGACUGUCCUCCGCUGGUGCUACAACAAGCACAUGUAGCACAGAGAGGGACAGCCAAUGGGGUAAGUGCUUUUAAGUAUUCCAAGCCAUUAUAUAUAUAUAUGGGACUUUUUGUAUCCUGUUUUCUAGAAAUAAAAACAUUUGGCCUAUUGUAA